AUGACCGUAUUCAAAAGUGGAAUAUUUUUAAUGUUUGUGUUCAUAGAACAAUCGACACAAUUUUCGAUUUCAAGUGAGGUGGAUAGUGAAUUGCCGUUGUCAUCAUCGACAUCAUCGUCAUCGACGUCGUCGUCGUCGUCAAAUCACAAUCAAACCGGUUGCCUGAAGACAAUUGGCCAGUGUUUUCGACAGCGACCGAACGAAUUAGUUGCAUGCGGACUCGAACAUGCCAUGAACAAUAUCGACUGUUUCAUUGCCAGUAAUAACACAUGGCAAUUCAAUGAAUUUAUUUCACUGAAAAAGAAUGCGGAUUGGAAACCAAGCGAAAUUGAAGCGCGCCACGAUCAAACGAUGUUCGAAAGUGUUUUAAGUAAAUUAAGUGAUUUGAUUGCAUCGCGAUCGAUUCAAUUUUCGGUACCAACACAAAAUGAAUUGCUUGCGGCCGAAGGUAGAGUCAAAUCCGGCUUUGACUUCGAUUUGACAAAAUUUGGUGGUAGCGGCAUUGGUUUUGGCCCGGAGGGUCGAAAGAAGAAGUUUAAGCAUGGAAUGAUGGGAAUGAUGACAGUGAUUGCAAUGGUUGCUCAACUAUUCCUUGGGAAGAUCGCAUUUUUGGCUGGUGCUGCGCUGUUGUUUUCCAAAAUUUCACUGUUGUUUUCCAUUGUCAAUGCAUUGAAGAAACACAAUUAUGGCGGCAUGUCUGGUGGCGGAAAUUACGGAGGGGGCGGCUACGGAGGAGGCGGCGGAGGAGACCACAUUGUUUACGGAGAACCAGGUCAUGGUGGCUAUCAACGAAGCAUCAUCGAAUCGCCGAUGGAUUGGGUUUUCACCGACAAACCAUCAAAUACUGUUUCACCGAUCCCAACGUAA
Molecule: messenger RNA, 867 nt
Organism: Sitodiplosis mosellana (orange wheat blossom midge)
Lineage: Eukaryota; Metazoa; Arthropoda; Insecta; Diptera; Cecidomyiidae
Gene: Osi10b
Exons: 3
Coding region: 1-867 (288 amino acids)
Source: RefSeq, a predicted model, not a curated record